Tarenaya hassleriana is the source of this 825-nucleotide messenger RNA. RefSeq lists its product as uncharacterized. The record is from RefSeq and is a predicted model, not a curated record. NCBI's taxonomy places the organism in Eukaryota, Viridiplantae, Streptophyta, Magnoliopsida, Brassicales, Cleomaceae. The coding region runs from base 97 to 480 and encodes 127 amino acids. The transcript is spliced from 2 exons.
GGCGCCGCUGACCAAAGAACGCGUCUUUAGUGAAAUUCCGUACGGAGAAGAUGAGAAACCACCGCAAAAGGCGAAAUCAUCACCAUCAUCGGAUCAAUGGCGUCCUCGAUCUACAGUUGCAAGGGAUGCGGGUCGAAUCUGAAUCUGAAUCCUAACAAUUUGUUCCCGCCCGAUUUCUACUUCGAAGCCGGGAACAAAGGGACGUUCUCCUUCUCCGCUGUCGACGCGACCAAGUUCAGGUUCGAGAAGGAGGACAAGAUCAUGCCUUUCUUCGAAACAGUAAACUACUGGGGAAUCCAGCGGAAACGGACGAAGAUCAAGUGCAACAGCUGUAGCCGGCUCGUGGGUUACAUCUACGAUGACGGUCCACCGCUUACCGAGGGCAUCGGUCAGUUCGGGUUUGGUCCGAGCCAGGUUGUUCCUCGUGCCCCUCGUUACCGGUUCAAAACCAAGGCGCUUGGGAUCUCUUCCCAGACGUAAUCGGCUCGUCCGACCAGUGUUUGCAGAUCUCCAACUACAUUGAUACAUAGGAACAGAACCAAAACCCAGUGAUUAUUUGAUGCAUUGGAAGAAUUGGGAAGGGAGAAAACGGAUUGUUGGUGGAGUAUAUUAGCAGUAUCCAGAUACUUGAAAAUGGCUGGUUGGUAGGCUUUGAUUAGCAGCCUCUGGUUUCACACAGUGGUGAAAGCUUUGCUUCGAGGGCUCAUACCCUCUUAUCGUAAACUUGUGCUACCCUUGCUGUAUUCACCUCCAACAUGUGUCGGACCUCAGUGUGAAGACCAUUGACGAACGCACUCUCCAAAACCGAUUCCGGUAUUUUCGGUA